CCCACAUUCACUACCAACCCGUUUAUCCUCCAAGAUGCGUGGCUACGUUGUCAGAGAGCUUGCACACCCCUCCAAGAUCCCCCUGUCCCACGACCUUCCUGAGCCCACAGCGUCUGGAAAACAGGUCGUUGUCGACAUUUACUCAGCAGGUCUCAACUUCUUUGACAUUCUCCAAGCACAAGGAAAAUAUCAACACAAGCCACCUCUUCCCUUCACCUACGGCACCGAAUUUGCUGGUCGAAUUGCACACAACUCCCCUAUUCCCGCUGGAUGCCCCUACAAGGCUGGAGACCGGGUGUUUGGGGCUCAGACCGGAGCAUUUGCGGACAAGGUUGCUGUGGAUUGGGACAAAUUGAUCCCUCUUCCUGACAAUAUCUCGUUCGACCAAGGCGCCGGUUUGUAUGUCACCUGGCCAACGAGCUACGAGGCUUUGGUGGGACGUGCAGAGCUGAAGCCUGGCGAAUGGGUACUCGUGACGGCCGCUGCUGGAGGCGUUGGCAUCGCGGCGGUUCAGCUCGCUAAAGCCCUUGGCGCCAAAGUCAUCGCUGCCGCCGGCUCAGAAGCGAAGAUUGAAGUGGCAAAGAAGUUUGGCGGUGCAGACUAUGGUAUCAACUACACCAAACCCGGAUGGCAGAAGGAGAUCCUCGCCUUGACCAAGGGGCACGGUGUCGACGUCAUUUAUGACCCCGUGGGUUUGAUCAAUGACUGCCUCAAGUGCAUCGCAUGGAAGGGUCGCGCUUUGGUUAUUGGAUUCGCUGGUGGAACUAUUGAAAAGGUUCCCAUGAACCUCGUUCUCCUCAAGAACGUCUCCAUCGUUGGUCUCCACUGGGGUGCUUAUACCCAGAAAGAGCCUUCGAGAAUCCCUGUCGUCUGGAAGGAUAUUCUCAAUCUCUUCGCCUCUGGUCGCACGAAACCCGUCGUCUACACCGAAGUUUGGCCUCUCGAAAAACUCGUUGACGGUCUCGUUGCUUUGGAACGCCGUGAAACAUGGGGCAAGGUGGUCAUCAAAGUACGGGAAGACGAUACACCCAAAACCAGGCUAUAG
Coprinopsis cinerea okayama7#130 is the source of this 1045-nucleotide messenger RNA. RefSeq names its product alcohol dehydrogenase. Lineage: Eukaryota; Fungi; Basidiomycota; Agaricomycetes; Agaricales; Psathyrellaceae. Gene Ontology annotation, cellular component: mitochondrion. Gene Ontology annotation, molecular function: oxidoreductase activity; zinc ion binding. The record is from RefSeq and is a predicted model, not a curated record. The transcript is spliced from 7 exons. Bases 35 to 1045 code for a protein of 336 amino acids.